Messenger RNA from Egretta garzetta (little egret), 2412 nucleotides. It is a transcript of the gene NELL2, whose product is annotated as neural EGFL like 2. The transcript has 19 exons. Bases 1 to 2412 code for a protein of 803 amino acids. The record is from RefSeq and is a predicted model, not a curated record. Gene Ontology annotation, molecular function: calcium ion binding; protein binding. NCBI's taxonomy places the organism in Eukaryota, Metazoa, Chordata, Aves, Pelecaniformes, Ardeidae.
AUGAAAACUGUGCAGAUCAAGUUUGAAAACCUUAUUAUUUGUCAGGCAGUGGAAGAGAUCCUGCGACAGAUCAAGUUUGAAAACAUUAUUAUUAUUUGUCAGGCAGUGGAAGAGAUCCUGCGAUACUUUCUCUCCAGAUAUAGAGAUACUUCAAGAAGUGUAAAGGCAUCUCCAGAAACAGCUGAAAUCUUUUUUCAGAAAUUAAGAAAUAAAUAUGAAUUCACAAUCCUGGUGACCUUAAAACAAGCCCACUUGAAUUCGGGGGUUAUUUUCUCUAUUCAUCAUUUAGAUCACAGGUACCUGGAGCUGGAAAGCAGCGGUCAUCGAAAUGAAAUCAGGUUGCAUUAUCGUUCAGGCAGUCAUCGUUCCCACACAGAAGUAUUCCCAUACAUUUUGGCAGAUGAUAAAUGGCACAGGCUUUCCUUAGCAAUCAGUGCUUCUCACUUGAUUUUACAUGUGGACUGCAAUAAAAUUUAUGAAAGAGUGGUGGAGAAGCCCUUCAUGGACUUACCUUUGGGUACAACCUUUUGGCUGGGACAGAGGAAUAAUGCACAUGGUUAUUUUAAGGGCAUAAUGCAAGAUGUGCAAUUACUUGUCAUGCCUCAAGGAUUUAUUUCUCAAUGCCCAGAUCUUAAUCGCACAUGCCCAACUUGUAAUGACUUCCAUGGACUUGUGCAGAAAAUUAUGGAACUGCAAGACAUUUUAGCCAAAACAUCAGCUAAGUUGUCCCAAGCUGAGCAGAGGAUGAACAAGUUGGAUCAGUGCUACUGUGAAAGGACCUGCACGAUGAAAGGCAUGACGUACAGAGAGUUUGAAUCCUGGACAGACGGCUGUAAGAACUGCACCUGCAUGAAUGGCACUGUGCAGUGUGAGGCUUUGAUUUGCCCCCUCUCUGACUGCCCGCUUAACUCUGCCCUGGCGUAUGUGGAUGGCAAGUGCUGCAAAGAAUGUCAAUCGGUGUGUGUAUUUGAAGGCAGAACCUACUUUGAAGGACAAAGAGAAACUGUGUAUUCAAGCUCAGGGGACUGUGUUCUGUUUGAGUGCAAGGACCACAAAAUGCAGCGUAUUCCAAAAGACAGUUGUACAGCUUUGAACUGCCCAGAAUCUCAACAGAUCCCCUUAUCUCACAGUUGCUGCAAAAUCUGUAAAGGCCAUGACUUUUGCACUGAAGGACAUAACUGUAUGGAGCAUUCUGUCUGCCGAAACCUAGAUGACAGAGCUGUCUGUAGCUGCCGAGAUGGCUUCCGAGCCCUUCGGGAGGACAAUGCCUACUGUGAAGAUAUUGAUGAGUGUGCUGAAGGACGGCACUACUGUCGUGAGAAUACCAUGUGCGUAAAUACACCAGGAUCCUUUAUGUGCAUCUGCAAAACAGGAUAUAUACGCAUCGAUGAUUAUUCAUGUACAGAGCAUGACGAAUGUAUAACAAACCAGCACAACUGCGAUGAAAACGCGCUCUGCUUCAACACCGUGGGUGGGCACAACUGUGUCUGCAAGCCAGGUUACACGGGAAAUGGUACCAUCUGCAAAGCCUUUUGCAAAGAUGGGUGUAGGAACGGAGGAGCCUGCAUUGCUUCCAAUGUGUGUGCCUGCCCACAGGGCUUCACUGGGCCCAGCUGUGAAACUGACAUCGAUGAAUGCUCAGAUGGCUUUGUUCAGUGUGACAGCCGUGCAAACUGCAUUAACCUGCCUGGUUGGUACCACUGCGAAUGCAGAGAUGGCUACCAUGACAAUGGGAUGUUUUCACCAAGUGGAGAAUCCUGCGAAGACAUUGAUGAAUGUGGAACUGGAAGGCAUAGCUGUGCCAAUGACACUGUUUGCUUUAACUUGGAUGGUGGGUACGACUGUCGAUGUCCCCAUGGCAAGAACUGCACAGGAGACUGUAUCCAUGAAGACAAAAUCAAGCACAAUGGUCAGAUUUGGGUUCUGGAGAAUGACAGGUGCUCUGUCUGCUCAUGCCAGAGUGGAUAUGUGAUGUGCCGGCGAAUGGUCUGUGACUGCGAAAAUCCCACCGUUGACCUAUUUUGCUGUCCCGAAUGUGACCCAAGGCUCAGCAGCCAAUGUUUACAUCAGAGCGGGGAGCUUUCCUACAACAGCGGUGAUUCCUGGAUACAGAACUGUCAGCAGUGUCGCUGUUUGCAAGGCGAAGUUGACUGCUGGCCCUUGCCAUGCCCAGAGGUGGAUUGUGAAUUCAGCGUCCUCCCCGAGAAUGAGUGCUGCCCGCGCUGUGUCACUGACCCCUGCCAAGCGGACACCAUUCGCAAUGACAUCACUAAAACCUGCCUGGAUGAAACCAACGUCGUUCGCUUCACUGGAUCUUCUUGGAUUAAGCACGGCACAGAGUGCACCCUCUGCCAGUGCAAGAAUGGCCACGUCUGUUGCUCAGUGGAUCCACAGUGCCUUCAGGAACUGUGA